GUUUCUGGUUUUGGGACCUUCAACUUUCAGUUUCGUUCUCUAUGGCCACAUGUUAUCUUCAGAUGAUUUCUUCGACCAUUACAAGGUUAACUAUUGCACAAUAUGUUUUAUCACUGUUAUAUGCAUUAACACCGAUAAAUUUAUUUACACAAAUGAUAGAAGGCCCUCAAACUAUGCUCGGCCCUCAAAUCAACAAGAAACCGUACUACCAAACUUUCUAUCAGACAACAACAAAACCGCUGUCAAACUCGUAUGUGUGGGUGUGUGUGUGUGUAAACAAUAGCUGACAUUUACUUGGAAACCAUGUCGUUAUCCAACCGGCUGCUGUGCAGAUAUUUCUCGUCCUCGAAGCAUCCAGCGAAGAAUACAAGGACAAAAUGGAAAAGUGUCAUCGGGCUGGAGGUACACGCACAACUGAACACAAAAUCCAAACUAUUUUCCGGGGCCCGUGCUACAUUCGGAGCAGCCCCGAACUCGUGCGUAGCCUUGUUCGACGCCUCCAUUCCCGGAACACUGCCUAUGCUGAACAAAAAUGCCGUAGAACUUGGUGUAAGGACGGCACUCGCACUCGGAUGCAAUGUAAACGCGGUAUCAAUGUUCGACCGUAAGCACUACUUUUACGCUGAUCUUCCGAACGGAUACCAGAUCACCCAACAACGAGCACCAUUGGCGCAAGGUGGCGCCUUAUCGUUUCCGGUAUUUGUUCCAGGUGUCACGAAGACUCCGUACUAUAAGACGGCAAGGCUGCACCAGUUGCAGCUGGAGCAAGACAGUGGUAAAUCUUUGCACGAUCCUAUCGAGCGGAAAAGUUUGGUAGAUUUAAACCGCGCCGGAAUACCGCUGAUAGAGUUGGUGUUUGAACCAGAUUUAGAAACCGGCGAGGAAGCCGCUGCACUGGUGAAAGAGCUGAUGCUGAUCUUGACAAGGUUGCAAAGCUGCACGUGCAAAAUGGAAGACGGUGCAUUACGUGUGGAUGCGAAUAUAUCAGUGCAUUUAGAAAAUACACCUCUCGGGACGCGAACGGAAGUGAAAAAUAUUGGUUCCGUUCGUGCCGUCGCACAAGCUGUCGAUUACGAAAUACAACGGCAAAUCGCUGUUCUGGAUAAUGGCGGAAAGAUACACAACGAAACACGUGCGUGGGACUCUGCCGCGAAGACAACGGUGGCCAUGAGAGACAAGGAAGUAGUACAAGAUUAUCGGUUUAUGCCGGAACCGAACUUGCCACCGUUGCAUUUGAGGCUACACAAAAGUACCGAAAAGGAGUCAGAAGGUGAUGUGAUAGACGUCCCCAAGCUAGGGGAUACGAUUCCCGAACUGCCAGAGCAAACUCGUCAAAGAAUUAUUCAAAUGCAUCAGCUAUCUAGUGCGAUUGCCAUUACACUUGUGAAUGACAUCACGCUACACGAGUAUUUCCGUUGCAUCUUGGAAGGGUCCAGCGGUCGUUCACCGAAGCUGGUGGCUAAUUUUCUCAUCAACGAACUGCUUACGAUCUUGAACCGCAAUAAGCUAGAUACGACGGAUUGUCACGUAACGUCCGAUCAACUCGGAACCAUCGUGGAUAUGUUGCAGGAAAAUCAACUAAACGUACAAUACGCCCGUCGAGUAUUGCAGGAGCUAUUGGCAUCGGCCGACGAACGAUUGGCCGUGUGCCCGCGGGAAAUUGUUUCCACCAACAGAUGGUUUCUGAUAACGGAUGAAGCACAAAUUAGCCAAUACUGUGCGGAUGUAAUUAAGCGUCAUCCAAAGCUAGUUGAUAAGUAUCGCAAAGGCAAGGAGAAAAUGUUGUACGCGUUAGCCGGGGAGGUGGCAAAGGAUAGCGAAGAGAAGAUCGAUAUGGCGAGGGCAGUUGAGUUGUUAAAGGAAAUGUUGAAAUGAGCGACGUUAGGGAGGGAUAUGGUCAGUGAGAAAUGUAUACAUUGAUUUUACGCUGAUCGUUGAAUUUGAGUGAUUUCAUUCCGCAGUACUCAAACUGUCAUUUUGAAAGAACGUAUCUGUUUCCGCCGCAUUGUUAAAUCGACAAACUACGAGGCCCAAAUCUUCAUUGAUCUACACAUUUAUCGUAGAUAUAACCAAUACGGUGCAACUAUGGGACUCUGAAGGUAUCCCCCAAAAUCUCCAACUGCAAUGUGCAGGUGGCGACCACACAAUAUUAGCGUUUUCCAGCAGUGAACAAAUGUUCGAAAAUUACGGCGCUUUUAAUAUAUUUUCGCGAGUUACGCCUCUACUGUUACUUGCUAGUCAGGUCGAUCCUUGAAAAAGAGCCACGAGUCAAGUAGGACGCUUAAAUCCUAUAGUUAUUGGCCUAAAUUGUAAUAGUUACACAUAUUUCUUACGCAGACCGUUAACGCACUGCGCUUGCACCUGUCAUCA
Molecule: messenger RNA, 2370 nt
Organism: Anopheles funestus (African malaria mosquito)
Lineage: Eukaryota; Metazoa; Arthropoda; Insecta; Diptera; Culicidae
Gene: GatB
Product: glutamyl-tRNA(Gln) amidotransferase subunit B, mitochondrial
Exons: 4
Coding region: 304-1875 (523 amino acids)
Biological process (GO): mitochondrial translation; glutaminyl-tRNAGln biosynthesis via transamidation
Molecular function (GO): glutaminyl-tRNA synthase (glutamine-hydrolyzing) activity
Source: RefSeq, a predicted model, not a curated record